Molecule: messenger RNA, 7246 nt
Organism: Cydia strobilella
Lineage: Eukaryota; Metazoa; Arthropoda; Insecta; Lepidoptera; Tortricidae
Product: AT-rich interactive domain-containing protein 5B-like
Exons: 15
Coding region: 544-3600 (1018 amino acids)
Biological process (GO): regulation of transcription by RNA polymerase II
Cellular component (GO): nucleus
Molecular function (GO): DNA binding
Source: RefSeq, a predicted model, not a curated record
CGCCCGUGGUAGCCCUAGGAUCGUGCGAGCGGGCAAGAAAAUACGGAGCAUUUCGAACAGAUACGGCCCGAGCCCGCUCAAAGAUGGCCGCGUCCCUGCCGCAGCGGAAGCGAAGCGCGCGUGUUUCGGAUAUUUUUGUCAAACCAUCGCCAUAUUGUUUUUAUUGUCUCCAAUAAUCAUAAUUAGAAUUUACAAACAACCAUUUGUUAUAUAAACACGAUAUAACAAUUAAAAGUACGCGCACAGAUUACGUAGUCAUGGUGUAGUUUUUUUAAAGACUUGUGAUUGUGACACUAUGCCACGGAUUUCAGUAUUGUUAUUUGUUAUUUGAAAUUAUCUGAAAUCGAUUUAGCGUAUAGUGAACAGGUUUGGUGUUGUGAUGUGCUAAAGAUAAGGGGUUUACCGUGUACUGUGUUUAAAAUUAGUGCAUAUUUUAGGCUCAUGUGGGAAUUUAAAGUUAAUUAUUGUGUUAUGACUAAUUAACGUAUACUUUCUCGAUUUGUGAUGUGUUAGUGCUUACGUGUCCUGUCUGGAUUUGCAAAUAUGGAUAAACCAUCAUUUAAGCUGGUCGGUGCUCCAUGCGGCCAGCACGGGCAGUACACCUUCUACAAAGCUCUAAGGAUCACAGGGGAGAGGGAACGGAUCAUCGCCAUAGGGGACUUCUUCUUCGUCAGGAUCUGGCAGGACUCCGAACUGGUUUCAAUAGAUAAAAAAUACCCCGAAUGGCUGCCUCCACUACAUGACCAACUAAUCAUAGGCGAGCUGCAGCUGCUGUGGACUGACCGCGUCGCAGACCAGACCCUGGUCAGCCUGAGGCUGUACUUCCUCCCGGAGAACACUCCUGACGGGCGCCAUCAGCAAGGACAGGACGAGGUGCUAGCCAUAAACGACAAGGUGGUCCUGAAGGCCGAGGACCUCCUGUCCUGGGUGUGCAGCGGGCACGAGUGGCGCUGGGGGCUCCGCGCCGUGUGGCGCGGGGACUGCGCGCCGCCGGCGCACCCGCGCCGCUCGCAGCCGCUCCACCACACCCGGCUGGACUUUAGCGAUAUCGAGAAGGAGAAAAACGCCAUAAAUGAGGACGCCGAGAGUCCUGGCGUGGUGGUGUUCUCCUACCCGCGGUACUGCCGCUACCGGGCGCUCCUCUCCCGGCUCGAAGGCAUCCAAGGGGACUGGCUGAGGGACAGUUUAGUUUGUGCGUUGGGGGGCUACGCAGCUCCUACCAAGAACACCAGGAUACUGUACUGCAAGGACACAUUCGAGUACCCUGAGCUGGAAGGGCACGAGUUUGUCUGCAACCAGCUAGCGCCGAAACUGAAGGGGCGACCGCGGGGCCGGCGUCGGAAACGGGCCUCCAACCACUCGCCGUCCCUCUCUGAUAGAUCCAGCGAUAGCGACUCGCAGAAACGCGUCCAGCAACCUGUUGAGCAGGUGCAGCCCCCGCGCCGCCUGUCGCUGCGCAACGGCGCGCCGCGGCACGGCGACGACGACGACCGCGAGGACCGCGCCUUCCAGGACCAGCUGCGCCACUUCCACAAGCAGAGGGGGGGCGCCUUCAAGCCCGCACACUCGCUCAAAGACCUGUCGCUGCGAGCGCUGUACCACUCGGUGACAAACGCUGGGGGCUACGAAUCGGCCUGCAGGCACAAGUUAUGGCGACAGAUCCACCCCCCUCAGCCCAACACCGCGAGACGACACUACGAGAGAUUCCUGUUACCCCUAGAAAAGCACGAAGUCUCCAGCGGCCUCCGAACGUUACCCAAGCUGAACGGCGCCGUCGAGCAACCCACCGUCACCAUCGAGCUGGCCGACAGCCGGGAACCCAGCCCCGUACCCAAGGAGGAGGCCAAGGACUUCAGCGUCACGUCCAAACAUGCUGAAGAGCUGAACAGGGAGUUCCUGGACUCCUUACCGCCGAAGGAGGAAAAUAAAGUAAAGAUAAGCGUGAAGCCGGUGGAGAAGCUUCUAGAAGAGUCUAAGAAGGAGAAGCAGGAGCCCAAAGAUGCGUUCUACUCCGAACUGAAGGCUAAACUAAAUCUAGGCAACGCGGACACUAAAUUCCUGACGGACAUCGCGACGGCGCAACAGGAGUUGGUGACGAGCAGCGCCCUCAGUUCCCUUUCAAGUCUCGUCAAUGGUCACACAUUGCCCAAGGACCAGAGUCGGCCGGCAGGAGCGACGCCGGUGGGGGCGCCGGGGGGAGGGGCGGGGGCGGGGGUGCCGGCGGGGGGUGGAGGGGCGGGAGGGGCGGCGCCCACGCGCAGCUCGCUGCGCGCCGUGCGCGUCAAGCCUGCGCGUGCGCAGCACAACGCGCCCGCCAGCACGCCGCCCGGGUCCCUGAGGCCGGACUCGGCCUCGUCCUCCCCGCCGGCCCCGGCCCCGCCGGCCUCGACCCCCGGCGCCGGCCCGGCCCCCGGCGCCGGCGCCGUCACCAACUUCGGCAUCCACCACCCGCCGCCGCCGCCCGCGCACAGCGACGAUGAGAUCGUCGAGGUCCCAUACAAACCUAAAACGCCCGAGAUCAUAGACUUGGACGAGUACCCGGAGAGUCCCCAAGCCGUCAAGAAGAAGAAACUAGACAUCCUCAAAGAACGGGGGCUCGAGGUGACCGCCCUCCCCGGCGCCCCCGCCCCCUGGCCCCCCGGCGCCCCCCGCGGCCCCAUAGCGCCCCUCGCUCCGCUCGCACCCCUAGUUCUCUCCCCCGCCGUACAACACCAGAUCAUGACGCAGGCCCAAAUCUUCCAGAUGUACAACAUCAUCCCCCCCACCUACCCCAACGGCGUACCCCCCAAAGUCAUCCAAGCCACCAGCGCUUUUGGAUCUUCGGGCCCCGAGAAAACGGUCUACGGGAACCCUAAGGACCCAUUCAUGCCGCCCCCACACGUGUUACUAGGUACCCCUCUUAAAACGCAACGAAACAGCACAGUCGCGGCACCCUCCACCCCUCCGCAAGAUAUAUUAGAUUUGACCUGCAAAACUCUCCCCCCUGGCCAAAAACCCGCCGUAGAAAUAGUGAGAAUCCCGAGCGUCCCCUCCCCCUCCAAAGUGUCCAGUACGGGGCAGAAUUUAACGAAAAACUACACUCUAAUAGACGGGAAAGCGGUCGUAGGCUCCAAUUUAGAGAUAACGCUCGUAAACCCUAAAUCGCAGACGCCUACGAAAUCUAGACAACAGAAAAGAUCUUCGAACGGUAAAUUCGUUCCCGCAAAAACUCCCACACCCCCUAAGGAGUAUCCAAAAUCUUACACCAGCCCCUCCCAGUCCAAAAAACCUCCUAUAGUAGUCCCGAAUUACCAGGUGAAUCAAAGAGACGAUGUGUCCCCAACGUCGUCCACCGGCUCGGGAAACUCCCAAACGAAUUUGCUUCAAAACAACUUGAUGCAGAACGUUUUUAAAGGCCAAAAUAGCUUGCAGCAGAUGAUGGAUAUGCAGAAAAAUGUUCCUAGCAUGCCGUACGUGGACCCCAUGUACAUGAGCGCUUUGUACAGCAGUCUCGCCGGCUCCAUGGAUCAGAGGCAGUUGGCUAUGUACAGGGAUUUCAUGGCGAAUCAGUUUAGGGGGUAUUCUGGGCUUUUGGGGGUGACGCCGACAACGAAAAAUUAAUCUAGUCUGUGUGUGAUAAAUUAUAUCGCGCGGUAGUUAAAAAUGUCAGUAUUUUUAUGGAAAUUAUUAUCUUUGGAAGGAAAAAAUAUAAGUUUUGUUACUUGAAACCUGUUUUUGAUUCGUUAAAUUAACUAUAUGUUUGAAUGUUGAUGGCCAAAACAAAUUGUAUAUUAUGUAGAUUUAAGGUAGAUAAAUGGGACUUGGAAUGACGGGAGUCAAAACAGGUUUUAAGGUAUAUUUAAGAAAAAAAACUGUCAUUUUUACCAACUGUCGUGAUCACCUUUUGGCUUCAUCGAGGCGGUAUCGUGCAUCAUUUGAGGUUAUGCUAUCGAGAAACUACCCUCGCUUUAGAUUUGACAGUUAUAGUCUGCAUCUUCUCACAUAAUUUUUACGUCUAAUCUGUUAAACAAAAGCCAUUGUUUCGUUUGUCGGCCAUUGUGUGCCAUUGUGUCUGACAAUAGCACGCGCCGUAGCACGGGCUCAGAGACAAUGGUACACAAUCGCCGACCGCUCGCAUAAAAAAAACAAUGGCUUUUGUUUAACAGAUUUAGGCUCGAAAGAGCUCGUGAUUCUGAGUAGAAGUAACAUAAAAUACCCAAAUAAAAAAAAAUGUAAUGUCCAAUCAGCAGCAAUAGUUGCUAAGCGGGUGAGGUGUUCAAAAUGAUCUUGACGCGACUUUAUUGUUAAGAGAAUAAGAGCUAAUUAACUUGAAAUAAAAUGGCGCAGGUACAGUCGAAGGCAAAAAUAUCGAUACAGACAAAUGGCUCAAAAAUAUGUGAACACGACUUUACUGUCUAAUGUGUAAGAGCGUACACAUAUUUUUGAAACUUUGGGAAUGUAUAUAUGCCCUUGACAGUUUUCUUAAUGGCACUGCCACAUUCUGUUUGUGUAAUGCGUGAGAUGCUGCCUCGGUGGGACUCAGGGCACGCUGGCCACCAGCUGAUCUCUCGGUAGCGACAGGAAGAGACAAAUAUACCUACCUAUUGUAUUAUAUGUUGCAAUAUCUAUGGUUUCAUGGUUGGACAUAAUGGACAUUUCAGUUCAUAGUGACAUUUGAGUCAUUUCAACGGGUCUAAUUCAUAGACAUAGUAUAGUAGUUAUAGACAUGAAACCGAGCGACCAGGGGUAAGAGAAAGACAUAUUCAUGUAUUGACAGGUUAAUGUAUGGCAGCAUAAUCCUUUUUCUUUCACUCUUAUAAAUUUCGGUAUUUCGCCAUCGCCUACCUAUGCUGCCAUAACCCGACCAUGAAAAAAAACCCGGUCGGUGAUAAGGACAAAGCAUGGCACUAUUUUCUCUUUCCUCUUAUAGGAAUCGCAAUAAGACUAUCUUUCUCUAUCAAAGAGUGUCAGGCCCUUAGUCUAAUUACAGUAAUUACAACCACAGAAUAAAUAAUAGUACUACCGUACAGAAAGGAAACUUCCUACAAUACUGAAGUUUGACAGCGGUUCAGGGUCGAAUCAUGCUAUCCCUUUCGGGUAUUUAGGAUUAAAAUUCAAGUCAUUAUCUUAUCUGUGGUCGUGCACGCAAAGGGACGUCAAGUUGUGCCAACCCUAAUUGCUCGGAGCAAUGCCGAGCCGAACGGAGCCGAGUUUGCCCGAAGAGUUUCGCACCCCUGUUAAAAUUCAACAGAUUUUCUAGACAAAGUGUACUUGUGCUAUAAUCGUCAAAUACCUAUGAAAAAAUUACAUUUAUUGUGAAAUAAAACUAUGAAAACGGAUUGUAUCGCGUAUAUUGAAUUUAUAAUACAUCACCCGUUGACCACGAACGCUGUAAAGGGUUCGGAACGUCGGGAUGUAUUAUAAAUUCAAUAUACGCGAUAUAAUCCGCUUUCAUAGUUUUAUUUCACAAUAAAUGUAAUUUUUAGAGUAACUAUCGCGGUAACCGAAGACAAUAUUAUACAUUUAUUUUGUUACCUCCACACUUAGUUGUGUCGAACUCAGUGCAGAGGCUGCAAAGUUAAUAUACGGACUUACGGAGUAGUAAUUUUAGUUAGGCAGAAGUUAGCGAAUAUGUCAGUUUGACACUACUAAUAGACCGCGAGCCAGGCGCAAAUUUCCUCAACCCACCAACGGAGCGGCAGCUGACGUUCACGAGGGUUCAUCAUACAUAGCCGUUAACCACAAUACGAGUUUUCGCCCGGGAGGCGAUUGGUCGUGGAAAUGUGUUCCUGGCCCCGCGGUCUAUAAGGCAGUCGUGGCACGGUAAGUCGUGUGAAUCAAAAAAUCCAAUUUUGACUUUAAAUAUUGCAAAAUUGUAACUUGUUAUAUGAAUGGGUAAUUCUAUGUCCUUCCUGUCGCGAAAUUGUAACGAAAAAUGUGGGAACAAUUUAGAUUUCUUUUCGUUUUGGGCGUUUUGUAAUAUAAUAAAAUAGUGAUAAUUGUUUUUAAUUUAAAAUAAUAAUGUGAUGAAUAACGUUUACCAAUGUUUGCACUUCACGAUUUGCGAUAUUUUAAAAUAUAUAUUGAUUUGUAAAUGUAUCACGAUAAAACAUGUAACAAGGACAUGUCUUGAAAAUUUUAUUUAAAUGAGUAUUAUAAUGUAUAAUUCAUUUUAAUCGUAUACGUUUUUGAUUCAAUAAUUAAUUUGAUUUUAUGAUUUAGAGCUGGUUUUGAUUUUUAUACUUAAUUCUGAAAUAUUCGUGAAAUAAAUAAUUGUAUGGUAAUGUUUAUUUGUCACAUGUUUAGCUAUAACUUAUCUGUGGCAGAACCGCUGAUAUUUUAGAGGGAUUUUUCCAUGCUUGGUCUUUCUGAAAAAAAACACAUAUUUGUGUUAUAUUUGGAAAUUAUUAUUUUAUUUUUAAUCAAUAUUUUGAACUGUUAUUUUAUUCUAUUAUCAUUUUCCAUACGUCGUGUCGUCUAUUUGUAUGAAUAUAACAGAAUAGGCGUUGCGAUAAUUGUAUGGAUAUUUGAGGAAAUUUCCAUAAGCUAAGCAUGGAAAAUCACAUAGAGAAAUACAAAAGUCUCCUCCUCAGACAAGUUAUGCUCUAAAAAUGUGUCCCCAUCCGAACAGCUUCGAUACUCUGAAUAAUAGCGCAAUUUCUACAUCAUAAUUAAUCUUAAUGUUAAGUUGACGAAAUAUAAAGUGAACCGAUCCUGUUCAAACUUGUUCGACAGAUCGGCUCACAUUUUAAUUUGUCAACAUGUAUAUACUAUUUUAUAGAGAAAUUUCAUCACGUAAAUGUAUUAUUCCGAUUUGUGCAAAAAUAAUUUUAUUAUUUUGAUUCAAUCCAAGCUCAUUAUUACAUCGAUUGGUUUUUAUUUGAACACAAUUAUUGUCUUACUUAAUGAAUAUGGAACACUUGAGAUGAAAACCUCAAAAAGACUUGUCAUCAGAAUAAGAUGUAUUAUACGCAGAAAAGAAAGUACAGUAAGCUGCAGUGAUAACUAACCCCCCAACCCACCCCUACAAAUAAGUUUCUACUCAGGGGGGGGGGGGGGGGGUCGGUCAUCUCUGCAGCUUAAUGUAAAAGUCGAUGUUAUCUUAGUGGUGUAAGCUGCUCAGAUGGUGACAGAACCUAAGCAUAGUUUCAUAGAUUCCAUCUCUUAAGUGUUUUUAGGUUAAUGUUUUUGAUCGCGAUGUAAAUAUUAUUGUGAAAGAGUGCGUACGAACGAGUAAAUAUUGAAAAUUAUAAAUGGUUUUAUUUCA